This is a messenger RNA of Syngnathus typhle (broad-nosed pipefish), 2002 nucleotides long. Its product is annotated as dnaJ homolog subfamily C member 28-like. The transcript has 2 exons. NCBI's taxonomy places the organism in Eukaryota, Metazoa, Chordata, Actinopteri, Syngnathiformes, Syngnathidae. Bases 770 to 1903 code for a protein of 377 amino acids. The record is from RefSeq and is a predicted model, not a curated record.
CAACGAGCAGCAAAAAGACACGAUGACGGGAACAAACAGGCAGGAGAACAUAGUGACGUAUGGGCAGCAGAAAAGGACGGGAACCAGACGUGGGAAGAUCUAGACGGAGUGAAAACGAUAAACAAGAUUUUUUACUGAUCAAAAAAUUACAACAUAUAACAGGAAAACAGGCAGGACCAAACAGGACGGGCAAAAAGGACUAUUCGACAGGGACAUGCGGACAUAUAUACAAUACUGGUAACAAGGGGCAGCGGAGCGGAGAUGUGAUAUAAUUCAUGCAAAAAAUUCUCAGGAAAUAUUGCAAUAAAUUGAUUUUAAAAACUUUGAUUAAACUUUUAAUCUUGUGUCUUCUGGCUGUUGUCUCGAUCAAUAAAACAUGAGGGUGGAAUGUAUGGUUCUCCCCACUCCACUUUGUGUUGCCUGUAUUCUUUUUAUUUCCUUUCAUACGUGUCAUAAAUUUAUGAUAUAAAAGUGUUUUGGAUCCAAAUGUCUACAUUAGCCUAACCAUAGACCACCUAAUCACGCAGCUAAUAACAUUGUUAUUUAUUGCAUCUAAUUUAUAACUUAUUUAAUAUAUAUAUACAACGGAUUUUUAACGCAACUUCAAUUGGAAUUGUCAUCAACGCGUCGUUUUGUAUUGGGCUGCUGUGUGACCUCCAGGCCACUGGAUGUCGCCCAUUUGCUUUUCUCAACAAGCGCCAGUGAAAACGCAAGCAGACGAAGAAAAAAGCAACAACAAACGUAACUGGCAGUGGGCGUGCGGUGAGAAAUGAGUUCUCAUCUGCUGGUGUCCUGCAACUCUUCCCGUCAUGGAUCUCUCCUACUGCUUCACUUUGGCCAGUCCUGCUGGCUCCGAACCUUCAGCAGCGGAGCCCGCAUCGGCAGCACCCUUCGAGAGAGCUACCGGCUGCUGGAGCUGCCCGCAGACGAAUCUGUCAGCCCCGAGCGAGCCAAAGAGUCCUACUUGCGCCUGGCCAAGCUCUACCACCCGGACUCCGGCAUGCCCACCGCUGAUGCAGCCCUCUUUACUCGGGUGGAGGAGGCCUACCGCUCUGUGCUGGCUCACCACAGUGAGGCCCGGUGUCGAGAGGCGGUGCAGGAUGAGGAUGAGGACCCGUCCACCGGUGUGGCCCCUCAGCACAGACACUACCUCAGCUAUGAGGGCGUGGGCUCAGGCACCCCCAGCCAACGCGAGCGCCAGUACCGCCAUUUCCGUGCCGACAGGGCCGCGGAGCAAGUUACGGAUUACCGGCAGAGGGAGCACGAGAGAGCGGCGGCGGCCGAAGGGGCGCUGGUGGAGCGGGACGUGCGGCAGCGCAGUAGGAGUAUCAAAAUCACUCAAGCGGUGGAGCGGCUGGUGGAGGAUCUAAUCCAGGAGUCCAUGGCCCGGGGGGACUUCCGCAAUUUAAGUGGCGCCGGAAAGCCGCUCAACAAGUUCCAACACAACCCCUACGCCGACCCCAUGACGCACAACCUCAAUCGCAUCCUCUUAGACAACGGCUACCAGCCACCUUGGGUGCUCACGCAGCGGGACAUCCGCGAGGCCGCCGAUCGCAUCCGUGGUCGCUUGCUGGACGGACGGGUCGGGCUGGGCGAAGCCCUCGGCCCGACAGAGCGCCUCCGCUGGGAGGAGCUGUGCGCUCACGCCGAGGAAGAGUUGGCCAAAGUCAACAAGAAGGUGGACAGCUACAAUCUGAUUGUUCCCAUGCUCCACAUGCAAAUGGUACAUUUCAGCCUGGCGCGCGAGGUGCGGCGAGCAGAGGAGGCGGCCGGACGGCGCCGAGUUGAACAACGACAGAGGAGGAAGGAGGAGAGGAAGCGGCUCAAUGCCGCUUAUAUCACUGCCAAGUCUGCAGGCGCCGAGCGAGGACUGCUGUCGUGGAUGCAGAGUUGGCUCAAAUGAAUUGCACCAAACUUGACUUCAUCUUCUUUUUCUGUUUUUAAGCCUUGAGUUUAUUGAGCUUGACUGUUUUUGCAUAAUUCUUCUUCUUUUUUUUUUUUU